This is a messenger RNA of Enhydra lutris kenyoni (northern sea otter), 2370 nucleotides long. RefSeq names its product mitochondrial calcium uptake 2. The coding region runs from base 166 to 1860 and encodes 564 amino acids. Gene Ontology annotation, biological process: calcium import into the mitochondrion; mitochondrial calcium ion homeostasis. Gene Ontology annotation, molecular function: calcium ion binding. The record is from RefSeq and is a predicted model, not a curated record. The transcript is spliced from 13 exons. NCBI's taxonomy places the organism in Eukaryota, Metazoa, Chordata, Mammalia, Carnivora, Mustelidae. Gene Ontology annotation, cellular component: uniplex complex.
ACACGCCCCAACUUCUUCAGCGACGGUAUUCCACCCUUAUAAUCAUGUCCAUCAGAAAGGCAAACUACACAAGUUUCACAAUUAUCAUCCGAAGCCUAUCCCACCCAUUCGUGCUUUCCUCUCGAGUCCGCAGCGCCCACUAAAUACUGGCUUCCCCCCUAGUGAAUGACACACUUUCCUUACGAAAACGGUAGGACCUUCAUACACAAUACGGGAACUAUCUCGUCUUCAACUGGGGAAACCACUUUGGGUUCUGUUCCGACCGCUUCCCUGCCUCUCUGCAGAAGUUCCCCUCCCGAGCCUCCGAGCUUCCAGACGACAGCCACCACCGAACGCAGGUUCGAGUGGCCUGGCGGAAGCCGUCCGGAUCUCGCGAGAUACGCGGCUGCGCGGAAGUUCUCGAGUCCCGCGAAGAGGUGGUGGAGCCGGACUCUGGGAUGGAGCGCUUCCGCAAAGAUGGCGGCCGCUGCGGCAAGAGGCGCCUGGCUGGCGGCCUGGGGCGGAAGACUGCGGCGCGGGAUCACUGCCGGCCGGCGAGCUUUGCCAGGCCCCGGCCCCGGCCCCUUGACUGCGGCAGUGGCCGGUGUGGCCCUCGCAGGCACAGGAGUGGCAUGGUACCAUGGCCGCAUGAAUGUCGUGGCACCCGAGGGCAGCCUCACCGUCUUAGCACAGGAUAAUGUUGUUUCUGGAGAGAUGGGAGAAAAAUUGUCCCUUCGUAAACAGCGCUUCAUGCAGUUUUCUUCACUGGAACAUGAAGGAGAAUAUUAUAUGACACCACGAGACUUCCUCUUUUCAGUAAUGUUUGACCAAAUGGAACGUAAAACUUCAGUGAAGAAGCUGACAAAAAAGGAUAUCGAGGAUAUACUGGCAGGAAUCCAACCAGCUCGUUGUGGAUCAACCUUUUUUAGAGACCUUGGUGAUAAAGGACUAAUUUCGUAUACUGAGUAUCUUUUCUUGCUUACAAUUCUCACUAAACCCCAUACUGGGUUUCAUGUUGCUUUUAAAAUGCUGGAUGCAGAUGGUAAUGAGAUGGUUGAGAAAAAGGAAUUUUUUAAGCUACAGAAGAUCAUAAGUAAACAAGAUGACUUGAAGACGACAACACCUAAUGAAACAGAAUGCCAGAUGUGCUACAUUCACAUGGUCCAAACUUCAAAAGAUUCAAAAAGAGUGUGUGCAGAGGGCAGCAUUUUCAUCCCAGUCACCCAGUUCUCCCUGCCAGAAUCAACAGUGAAAGAACCUGAAAUUACCACAACCCUUCAGAUAUAUUUCUUUGGAAAAAGAGGAGAAAGAAAACUUCAUUAUAGGGAAUUUCGAAGAUUUAUGGAGAAUUUACAAACGGAGGUCCAAGAAAUGGAAUUCAUUCAGUUUUCUAAAGGUUUGAGUUUCAUGAGAAAAGAAGACUUUGCAGAGUGGCUGCUUUUUUUCACUAACACUGAAAAUAAAGACAUCUAUUGGAAAAAUGUAAGAGAGAAGUUGACAGCAGGAGAGAGUAUUAGUUUGGAUGAGUUCAAAUCAUUUUGUCAUUUUACAACUCACUUGGAAGACUUUGCUAUUGCUAUGCAGAUGUUCAGUUUAGCUCAUCGUCCUGUCAGAUUGGCGGAGUUUAAGAGGGCCGUGAAAGUAGCAACAGGACAGGAGCUCUCCAACAAUAUUUUGGACACCGUCUUCAAGAUCUUUGAUGUGGAUGGUGAUGAAUGUCUUAGUCAUGGAGAGUUUCUCGGGGUUUUAAAAAACAGGAUGCAUCGAGGUUUAUGGGUACCACAACAACAAAGUGUACAAGAAUACUGGAAAUGUGUAAAAAGAGAGAGCAUUAAAGGAGUAAAAGAAGUCUGGAAACAAGCUGGACGAAAUCUCUUUUAGAAAAAGAUAAUCUGGGAAUCCUAUUGCGCCAGAUGUCAGAAUUGGGAAUUUGUCUAAAAUACUAGAAUUUGUCUUCUUGAUUUUCUUUGUAAUAUAAAGAUGCCUUGUAUUUCUGAAUCAAUAGUUUCUUAAUAAAAUUUUGUUAAAGAACUUAGUGAAAGUAGAUACUGGAUUCUGUCAGAAGGCCUAGAAUUGAAGCAAUGCUUUGUACUUUGAUAAGACGGAAAACCUAAUUAUUCACUGAUUUCUUAGACACAGUAGUACAACGUGCUCUUUGGAAGGGUGUCAACUUAGUACUUACAGAAAAAAAUACUUGGUACAUAAGGUCAAUAUCAAGUCCAGGAGUCCUGAUGUUCCCAGUAGGGCAAAUUAAAUUAAAAAUUUCUCGGGUUUUCUUAUCUGUGUUCUCAUAUCUCAUAAGCUUCUUGUGUAUUUUAUUACAGUUAGCUGUAUAUUAGUUGUCUUUUAAAUGUGUAAAUGUCAAUAUCUUAUGUAGAAAUAAAAUAUUUA